CAAUGUCACAGUGACGUGUACUAUUUUUGCGAUAUGACUUAUUGAUUCCAAAAACCAUACGAAAUAAUUCAUUAAAAUUGACAGAAAUUAACUAAUUUCACUAUGUCGAAUAAAAGCAAAUCCUCAGAUGGGAGCAACAAGAUAAAAGUUUGCGAAUCAGUGUGGAAGAAAGCGCUCGUCGCUAACGCCGAAUGGCCAGACAAGGAAGAGUUCCUUGACGUCAUAUAUUGGAUGCGUCAAGCUAUAGGUAUUAUUUUGGGCCUGUUUUGGGGGCUACUGCCGUUGAAGGGAUUCCUUGGCUUAUUACUAUUUGUUAUUGUAAAUGCAGCAGUUAUUUACUUUUAUGUGAACAAUUUCCAAAGCAUUGAUGAAGAGGAGUAUGGUGGUAUGUGGGAAAUAACUAAAGAAGGAUUUAUGACUUCAUUUGCUGGAUUUUUGGUUACAUGGAUCAUUGUGUACACUGGCCUACAUAUUGCAGAUAAUUUAUGAGACACAUAAGACAUUUAUUAAGUGCUGCAAUAUCAAGUUCCAAGUUUCAUGAGGUCUUAGUACAAACUGUGAACAAAUAAUGUUCCAACUGGUUCUAUUUUACAUAAGCUCGUUUGUUUUUUGUUGUUGCUUAUAAGGAUUCGGAUUGUUAAUGCAUUUCAAUAUAUUUUUUAGGUUAUGUUAAAGGUUGGCAGUCUUAUAGAAAAAUGUAUGGAAUUCAAGUAUGAAUGUAAUUUUUUUGUAAGACAGUUCAUCAUAUUGUAUCAUCUAGUUAAAAUUUAAUUUAUUUUAUCUUUUAAACUAUCUCAAUCAAGGAUUUACUUUCCUUGACUGGAUAAACUACUGAACUGUCAUUGAUAAAAUAAUACUAUUUGCAGUCUAAACUGCAAUUCUUUUAUACUGUUUAUAAGCCAUGUUUAUCUUUAUACGAAUUUUAAACUAGAAAUGUUCAUGAAUAAAUCUUGCAGUCACAAAUGUGUAAAAUUGUAAUAAAAUGUGAGAAAAAACGGGAUUAAGGAACUGCCGCAAAUUAUAUGUACCCUAUUUAGGUAAUAAGUUCGAAUUUUUAACCAACGUUAAAUAAAGUAGGCAGCAAUAAAGUACAUUUUAAUAAAGUAAAGUAAUUGUAAAAAGACUCCUAAGAAUAUAUUACAUUUUAGUGAUCAUAAUGCUUGAGAAAUUUCUGACUUAUUUGAAUGGUGUGAGGAAGUUUUAAAAGGGGUAAGCCUAGUCUUAGGUGUUUAUCGCGCGAUAGUUCCAUAUCAAAUAAAACAAACAACUAUUUAAAAUACUGUCAAACUUGAAAUGUAGGCCAAACUUAUUUUACUUAUUUUUGGCUCGUAGAUUUCUCUAUGUCGACUCGAAAUGGACGGAAGAGAAUUUCGAUUCGACGUAGCAAGUAAUUGAUCGGUUAAGCUUUUUUUCUAAGCUUCUUCUUGCUCAAGAUAUACGCCUGUAUGUUUCAAACGAAAUGUAUGUUCUAAAAUAGGAGUAAUAUUAAAAUUUGGUCGUAGUAGUCGCUGUAUAAAGAAAGUAGUUCGCGCGGUCGCGAUACCGUUUGCAUUUCUUUAGUAUUUAUUAUUAUUAUAAGUAAAACCUACUUGUUAAGUUUUAUCAAUAUUCCUCAGUCCAAUCAUAUGGUUAUGAGAUAAUUUAUUUUAAAGAAUGCAAUAAUUAUAUUAGUCUCGUUUGUAAUGUUAUUCGUUGCGUGAUUGCUCCCGAUGAGUUUGCAGUGAUAUCCUUAUUUUGAACAAAUAUAAUGAUUGAUUCAAUAAAGUUUUGUAACUUU
Trichoplusia ni (cabbage looper) is the source of this 1777-nucleotide messenger RNA. RefSeq lists its product as uncharacterized. The record is from RefSeq and is a predicted model, not a curated record. The transcript is spliced from 4 exons. Gene Ontology annotation, biological process: mitochondrial respirasome assembly. Lineage: Eukaryota; Metazoa; Arthropoda; Insecta; Lepidoptera; Noctuidae. Bases 103 to 489 code for a protein of 128 amino acids.